AUGACCAGGGAGCUGGACGAGGCACUGAAUGCACCAUUGCAAAAACUUAAUCGACCUAAAAGAUCAUCCGCUGAAGUCGUCCCUGAGCCAGAGAGCGUGAGCACUCCAAACCAGGAACGAUCCACCAAAAAAGUAGCAUUCCAGGAUGCUGAGUUUUCGUUUAAAAGUGGGAGCGACUACAUUGGCUCCAACCCGUCCUCGGCAAGAUCAUCUCUCAACUCCAUCGACUUCAAGUAUAUCGACCGCUUAGCUGGGCCAGGAACAACAUCUUCACGACUCAACAAGCAGUCGGCUUGUUAUAGAAAAGACCAGCGUUUCGGAAGUGCUGAUGGACGCUCGCCGCGAUAA
Molecule: messenger RNA, 348 nt
Organism: Gamsiella multidivaricata
Lineage: Eukaryota; Fungi; Mortierellomycota; Mortierellomycetes; Mortierellales; Mortierellaceae
Exons: 2
Coding region: 1-348 (115 amino acids)
Source: RefSeq, a predicted model, not a curated record